Penicillium olsonii is the source of this 1176-nucleotide messenger RNA. Lineage: Eukaryota; Fungi; Ascomycota; Eurotiomycetes; Eurotiales; Aspergillaceae. The record is from the annotation of a GenBank genome assembly.
AUGGCUGCCUCUUUCUUCAAUAACAAGGCCCGCGCCGCAGCGGUCGCGGCGUCCAGCAGCUCCAAGUCCAAGGCCGGCGACAACAAGGAAGAAUCAACUCGUCUCCAGCCAUGGGUUGAAAAAUACCGACCCAAGUCAUUGGACGAUGUUGCCGCGCAAGAACACACCACCAAAGUCCUGCAGCGCACCCUCCAAGCUUCAAAUCUUCCCCAUAUGCUGUUCUACGGACCUCCUGGAACAGGAAAAACCUCUACCAUUCUCGCGCUUGCCAAAUCCCUCUUCGGGCCCGCCCUCUACCGCUCCCGCAUCCUAGAACUGAACGCCUCCGACGAGCGAGGUAUCGGCAUUGUUCGUGACAAAGUGAAGAACUUCGCCCGCGCCCAGCUCUCCCAGCCUACAGGUCUUGAUGCCGCCUACCGCGCUCAAUACCCAUGCCCACCAUUCAAGAUCAUCAUCCUCGACGAGGCAGACAGCAUGACACAAGACGCGCAGUCCGCUCUGCGCCGCACAAUGGAAACAUACAGUCGGAUUACGCGUUUCUGUCUAGUGUGCAACUAUGUCACGCGUAUUAUCGAGCCGCUCGCCAGUCGAUGCAGCAAGUUCCGCUUCAAGAUGCUGGAUAAUAGCGCUGCGGGCUCGCGUGUUGCGAAUAUCGCCGAGCAGGAGGGUCUGGAACUUGAAGACGGUGUUAUCGAUACUCUGAUCCGUUGUGGUGAGGGUGACUUGCGUCGUGCUAUUACAUAUCUGCAGAGUGCGGCCCGUCUCGUCGGGGCCGCUCGCGGCCCAGCCAAGGAUGCUGAUGACGACGCUGAAAUGACUGAUGCGGGCAGUAGCCGGCUCAUUACCAUUAGAAGCAUUGAAGAGAUUGCCGGCGUCGUGCCGGAUAGUAUUGUCGAGUCCCUUGUGCAGGCAAUGCAGCCUGCCGGUAGUGGGUCCGCAUACGAUGCAGUUUCGAAGGUGAUUACGGAUCUUGUGGCGGAUGGCUGGAGUGCUACACAGGUUCUUGGACAGCUGUAUCAACGUAUUGUCUUCAGUGAGGCUAUACCCGACAUCCAGAAAAACAAAAUUGUCAUGCUGUUCUCGGAGAUGGACAAGCGGUUGGUCGAUGGAUCUGAUGAGCACCUCUCCAUGCUAGACUUGACGCUACGGAUCUCUGGCAUCCUACGUGGAAACUAA